This is a messenger RNA of Lecanosticta acicola, 1398 nucleotides long. Lineage: Eukaryota; Fungi; Ascomycota; Dothideomycetes; Mycosphaerellales; Mycosphaerellaceae. The record is from the annotation of a GenBank genome assembly.
AUGCGCUUCCAAUUCUUGCCUCUCGUGGCUCUGAUCGGCGCAGGAGGCAUCCUUUGUGCCCCAAUCAGUACCAAUGGUUCCGACGUCGACGCUCUCGAGGCCCAGGUCGCACAACUGGCCAUCCAUGCGUACAGAACAACCGAGAAGGCAGUCCAGCAAAUAGGAAGUCCAGGCCUGCAUAACUCCUCGACCUGCAGCUCUGACAAGCUUCGCGUCCGGCGGGAAUGGUUCGUCGGCUCCAACAAUAUGGUCAAAGAAUUCAGGGAAAUGCUAACGUCUGAAAGGGGUUCAUUGUCGAAGUCUCAGCGCCGAGACUACAUUCGCGCCGUGAGGUGCCUCCAAACAAAGCCAGCAUUGACUCCAUUGGCAGUCGCAGCUGGGGCCAAGACUCGCUACGAUGAUUUUGUCGUCGUCCACAUCAACCAGACUUUGACAAUCCACUACACAGCGAACUUUCUGUCCUGGCAUCGAUAUUUCACCUGGAGUUACGAGGAAGCACUGCGCAACGAAUGCGGGUACCAAGGCGACCAGCCCUAUUGGGAUUGGGCAAAGACUGCUCGUGAUGGUCUUCUCUCUAGUCCAAUUUUCGAUGGAAGUGAUACGUCCAUGAGCGGCAACGGGGCUAACACUGGCAACAAGUCAGACGUUAUCUUGAGUGUUGGCUCUGGCUAUGCACCAAUCGACCUUCCAUCAGGCUCUGGCGGAGGUUGUGUGACCAAAGGGGCAUUCGCGAACAUGACCGUCAAUCUGGGUCCCGAAUCCCUUCCUACACCGGGCGGAGUGACAGAGACAGCUCCAAGCGGCAACGCUCUCGAUUGGAAUCCUCGUUGUCUCAAGCGAGAUUUGGUGGACGCUGUCAAUCAACGCUAUGCGAAUUAUUCGUCCGUUCUAUCGUUGCUUUCGACGCCGAAGAUAAUAUACGACUUCCAGAUGCAGAUGCAGGGCGUACCAGGGACAGGUGAAGUAAGUUUGCGAAGAUCAUUUGGACGUUCGGAUCGUGCUGAUGAUUGCUGGCAGCUGGGUGUCCACGGUGGAGGCCACUAUACCUUGGGAGGAGACCCCGGUCGAGAUGUCUACGUCAGUCCAGGAGAUCCAAUGUUCUUUCUCCAUCAUGGCAAUAUUGAUCGAGUUUGGUGAGUUCCCGUUCUUUUUGGUGAUACGUACGAAAUGCGAAGCCGUGCUGACUUUCUCAGGUGGAUUUGGCAGAUGCUUUCGCCCUACGAGCGUCAAUUUACUGACAAGGCGAUUUCCGGCACAAGGACUUUCCUGGACUCGCCUGCUUCAGCAAAUGGCACCUUGAAUGAUACAGUUCAGUUCGGCUACGCCGCAGGCCCACCUCGGCCAAUCCGAGAUCUGCUGUCAACGGUCAAUGGCCCAUUCUGCUAUACUUAUCUGUGA